Molecule: messenger RNA, 4414 nt
Organism: Owenia fusiformis
Lineage: Eukaryota; Metazoa; Annelida; Polychaeta; Sabellida; Oweniidae
Source: the annotation of a GenBank genome assembly
UACACUUUAGUAAAGUGAAACUGCACAUUUUGAAAUGGUAAAUCAAUACGUGGCUGGUCAUGACGCCGAACCAAUCAAAUUACAGUAGCCAUUCAUUUCUUGUGUCCCGCCGGAAGUCAAAAUUUUGAAAAGAAAAUGUGAAAACUCACUCAAUAUUAGUCUAUAAUAGCUAAUUUAAAGAUCUAGAACAAUGGAUAUCGGGUAUGGAACACUAUUAUGUAUAACAGUUGUACUUGGGCUAAUAAUCAGGUUCCUGUACAACUUUGGUAAAGAGAUUGGCCUUUCCAAAUUGAUAACUCGUGAAAACGGGAAAAAUCAAAAAUCUCGAUCAAAAUUUGCAUCAAGACGAGAGACACUAACAAAGUGGCCAAGCAACUCAACAAAACACAACGUCAGUUCCUUGGAUUCUUCUACAUCAACAACAACCAGUACUCCUAAAUCAAACAAAGUCAGAAGCCGAUUUGGGAGUUCCAACUCUACUCUACAAAGUGAAUAUUCUCUUGCAUAUACAUCUCCAUCGGCACUUGGAGCAUUAUCACCGAUACUACCUGCAUCUCCUGUUGUACCAGAUCAGUCUACUCAACAAUCUACAAUGUCGCACCAACCUCAUACAAUGAUAACAAGUCCAUUUCCUACAAAGUUCUUCGGGAAGUCUGCUAUCACAUCAACUCCAAUGGUAACAAACAACAUGCUACAAUCAGGCACACAUUUGCUUCAACCACCCAACAUAUUCCAACAAGCAACUUCACAACCUCUUAAUGUUGUACCAUCUGUUGUUUUGCGUAAGCCAUCUAAACAUGCUUUGAGCAGUGCAAAUUCUAGGAUGGUGAGAAGUCCCUCAACUAUAAAGAUUCCUUCAUCAUCAGAACAUGAAAAAUCAUCAUAUUUGAUGUCAUUAGUUCGAAAUAAGCCAGAAACAGAAGGUUCUCCCCUGGCCAGGUCUACUGUCAUCACAGCUCUCAAAAAAGCAAGGGAAAAGAGGAAACAUCCCAGCAGUAAAGACCCCAGUGAAAGGACUGCAGAUUAUGUACAAGAAAAUGAAGGCACACAACAGAAAAGAACAAGAUGGGAAGACAUAGAAACUACUAUGGGGAAUUACAUACCACCUCAGUCCAUCAACUACCAAAUGUUGACAGACCAAAGUCAAUAUCCUGUAUAUGCUCCAACACAAAUCGAAAGACGCGUCACUAAUCUUAAGCGACCAGCUCUACAUAACACAUAUGAGGACUGUACUAUCGAGGAAUCUGACCGCAAAAGAUGUAUAACUGAUAACACUAUAGAUCAACACAGAGGAGGUAUCAGGCAGUCCAAGAGGAAUCCUAUUGCAAUAUCUCUAUCCUCUAGUAACAGAGCCAAGGUUAAACAGGUACAAGAAAGAGAGAAAAGAAAACUGAACUCAAGUGUAUCAAAUAAAAGUGCAACAGAAUCGGAGGCUUCAAAUAAGAGGACACGUAACACAACAGAAACUCAAAUUAGUGGAGAGACACGGCUGAAAGACAUCCCCUUUCCAAGUGAGGAUGUCAUUCAAAAUGGCCUGGACUUUGACGGAGAUGCAGAUAUGAGUCAAUCAGAAAGAGCCUUUGAAGCAGAGCAAAAAACGUUUGAUGAAGCAUCAAAGAUGACUCCUAAGAAGCAAUUAUUCCCUAUAAAGUCUGGAUCUUCACAGAUGAGGCGGACCCCAAUUUAUUCAUAUAACAAAAAUACACCAAAGAAAAAAUCUGUAGCGGAAGUUAUGAAGAUCACAGAGGCUGAUUUAGCUAAAGACAGGGAGGCAGAACAAAAGCGUAUAUCUGAUAUUGUCUCAUUGAUUGAUGAAAAGCCUAAACAAGAUAAAGGUGCUGUUACAACUAGUGUGGCUUCAACUACAGUUGUAACAAAGGAGACUGCAUCCACUGUAACGAAUUUGAGCACAGCCUCUGGUGCCACCCCUAGUGCUAUUGCUACACAAGCUACUUUACCAACUGCUAGUGUUAACCCUUUACUGACUACCAGCACAUUGGGCGGAUUUAAACUCCCUGGUGCAACGCAAUCGUUAGGUGGAAUAAAACCUACAGUUGUCACGACAUCUACCACAAGUAGUAGUAGCAGUUCAUAUUCAUUUAAGCCGUUAUUUCCCUCUGACUCUACUGCAACAUCAAGUGCAGUUACUUCUGUUGCAUCGAGCUCCUCAUCUAAUACUGGAGUCGCCUCAGCAUUGGCCUCACUGUCUAGCCUAACUAGCUCAACACCAUCAUCACAGUCAGUAGGAUCUGCAACGCUCCCAUCAUAUUCCCAAUCACAGGCAGCACCUGCAUCAACAGCAGUUACCCUGCCCAUUUUAUCCAGCCUCAUAGGGGCAUCCACAGAUUCAACCCCAGCCACUAGCUCUUUAGGGACGAGUGGAACAUUACAAAACAAUUCAGUAGGGUUCAAUUUUGGAUCAUCCCAGUUUGCCCAAAAUGCGACCUCAUUAGGCUCUGUGAGCUCGACUUCCAGUGGAUUAUCUUUUGGAUCUGGAUCAGCAACAAGUGCGGCCAGCAGUCUUGGUGCUUUAUCUGGAUCAGCUACAAGUGCGGCUAGCAGUCUUGGUGCUUUAUCUGGAUCAGCUACAAGUGCGGCUAGCAGUCUUGGUGCUUUAUCUGGAUCAGCUACAAGUGCAGCUAGCAAUCUUGGUGCUUUAGGAGGCUUUGCUCCAUUAUCAACCACAACUAAUUCUACAACAGGAACUCUGUCUACUGUAGCAUCAACACCAACCACUGGGUUUAACUUUGGAUCAAGUGCACCCUCAACCACAAGUAGUUCUUCAUCUGGAUUGUUUGGAUCAACACCUGUAUCAAGUAGUUCAGGAUUAACAUUUGGGGCAGUGUCCUCAACAUCAGCACCUUCCAGUUCUUCAUCAUCUGGAUUUAGUUUUGGAACUGGUUCAGUAACUACAACCACCAGUUCAUCUACAACAGGUGGGUUUGGUUUUGGAGUAGCCACAGGAUUUGGUGCAUCGGUAGUCCAAGGUCCACCUCGAACUGGAUUUGGAGUGGCAACUGGUUUUUCAUUUGGGACUCCAAUCAAAAAGAAAGAAGAGGGUCCUGCCACCGCUGCUAGCUAUGGUGUCACCCUUGUUAAUGACACUCCAAGUACAACAGUAUCUGCCUUCGGAGGUAACCCAACUACUACUGCUCCAAGUGGAACAUUUGCCUUUGGGGCUGGUGCACCUUCAAGUGGCACUGGAGCCCCAGCAGGAGGAUUUGGUCAAAGUACCACAAGUUCAUCAAGUUCAUUUGGACAAUCUAGUAAUAUGUCAACCGGAUUUGGUGCAUCUACAAACUUAUUUGGGCAAGGAGGCUCAUCAAACAGUGGUUUUGGACAAAGUCUUGGAAGUAAUGUUCCUUCUAAUUCAACAUCAACUUUUACAUUUGGCACUAGUAAGCCAUCAACAGCAACAACAGCAUCAUUUGCCUUUGGUGGACCCAAGCCCCCAACUACAGCAAGUAGUGGUUUUAGCUUCACAGGAAAUGCCCCAUCAACUACAUCUACUACUUCAGUAUUUGGUGGUAGUUCAGCAGUGGCUACAACCACUUCAAGUUCAGCAUUCUCGUUUGGUGCAGCAAGUACAGCAAAACCAGCACCAGCAUUUGGAGCCACCACAAACUCUGCCGUUCAAAAUCAAGGAUUUUCAUUCGGAUCCCCCACCCCUAGUGCCACUUCAUCGGCACCAUCUGUUUUCGGCAACCAAUCGGGAUCAACUACCCAAAAUGCAUUUGGAUCUGGAAAUCAAUUUGGAGCACCAUCCACCCAGUUUGGGGUUAGUUCUCAGAGCAGUGCCCCCCAAUUAGGAGGCUCGGGUCCAGUUUUUGGGCAGAGCACCGCCCAGUCUUCUGGUUUUUCAUUUGGAGCAACCUCUACCCCACAACAAAGUGCAGGAGACACAUCUUCAGGAUUUAACUUUGGUGCAUCAACUAAUGCUGCUCCUAGCACAUUUAACUUCUCUGCUGGAGGUCCCGCUGCACCUGCCUUUGGAGCCAAUCAACCAGCCACAUUUGGAUCUACUCAACCAGCCACUCAAGGUGCUGGAGGGUUUGGAUUUGCAAUAGGAACAGAUAAUAAAGCGGGAAGAGCCACCCCUACCCAUAGAGCAAGGAGGAAGGGGACACGGAGGUGAUAGCUGACGAGUGAAAUUGUUGUUUCAACGAAAAGCUUCAAAAGUACUUGACACUAUUCCUAUAUUGUGACAGUGACAAGUAUAGCCUGUGUGGAACAAUAAAUAUGGUGAAAUACAGCAUAGCCAAUCUGCUUCUACAGAUGGCUACGAAUUGAAGAUAUAGAACACUGUGAUUGGUUGAACACUGAUAUUUGCAGUUAAUUAUCCAUGAGGUAGAUGUCAUGGUGAUCAGUUUUAAAUUGAAAAUAGUGUGGAAAGCAUUGAAGCUUGAAUAAGGAU